ACUCAUCAGUGGUGAGACAAAGACGGAGAGCGAUUGAUCGUCUGUGCUUUUCUAACCUACUGUCUCUUGGGAAGAAAAUAGAGUGAACAAAAGCCGUGCACGCUUUGCCGUUACCGUAAAGACGGAUGUAGUGUAUACACAUUUUCUCAGGGAGCGCGACGGAAAAAGCGUUCCGGCGUAACCGGCCCGAUGACCAUUCUCAGAUGGCACAUCAAUAUUCAGUUGCAAAGAGUAUCUAUGGCGUGCUCAUUCUUAGAGGUUUCCUUUUAACCUUGAAUUUGGAUUUUCGCGUUUUUGCCGCACGAGGUCUUCAAGAUCAAUUUUAGCAGACGACGGUGAGUGUAGCAGACAGCAGCGUGUAACAGCGUGUAACAGCGUCACUCGUUGGCGCUUGGUAGAGUGAACGUUUGAAUCGGUAGGAGAGCAAAUACACGUUCGAAUUACGACGUGAGAUCGUUUAUUAUUGAACAAACGAACGGAGGUUCAUAUUUUCUUACAAUGGAUCCUGAGGCAUUCUUGGACAUGGCUAAUCAGGUCAUUAAGCUGAAAAUGUUCCCAUACUUCGACAUUGCACACUGCGUACUGUGCACGCUCCAUGUCAGGGAAGAUCUAGGACCCGGUGCCCAAACUUUUUCUCGAAAACAUCCUUUAUCAUGUUGGCUGUCUACGAUGCUGGUUGUUUUUGCAAGUGGUAUGCUAUGCAAUGGAUUAUUAGGAGAACCAAUUCUUGCACCACUAAAAAAUAGUCCGCAAGUAAUAGUUGCAACUAUUGUUUGGUAUGUGAUUUUUUACACACCAUUUGAUAUUGGUUAUAAAAUAGCAAAAUUUUUACCAGUAAAAAUAGUGUGUGCAGCUAUGAAGGAAAUUUAUAGAUGUAAAAAAGUAUAUGACGGUGUUACUCAUGCAGGAAAACUUUACCCAAACGCAUAUCUUAUUAUGAUAUUGAUAGGAACCUUGAAAGGUAAUGGAGCUGGAUUUACCAAAUUAUUUGAACGUCUUAUACGUGGCGUAUGGACACCGACAGCGAUGGAAUUUAUGCAACCUAGUUUCCCUACAAAAGCAUCUAUGGUUGCAUCAAUUAUCUUUGUAUUAGAUAAAAAGACUGAUCUUAUUUCUGCACCUCAUGCCCUUGUGUAUUUUGGUAUUGUCAUCUUUUUCGUUUAUUUCAAGUUAUCAUCAAUUUUACUUGGCAUUCAUGAUCCAUUUGUGCCAUUUGAAAAUCUAUUUUGUGCCUUGUUCCUGGGAGGAAUUUGGGAUUCUCUAGCUAAAUUAUUGGGACAUGGUCAAGCUAAAGAUGAGAAGACGGAUGCUAAGAAGACAAAUUAAAUAAUAGUAGAAGAAAUCUG
Harpegnathos saltator (Jerdon's jumping ant) is the source of this 1346-nucleotide messenger RNA. Its product is annotated as trimeric intracellular cation channel type 1B.1. Gene Ontology annotation, molecular function: potassium channel activity; identical protein binding. NCBI's taxonomy places the organism in Eukaryota, Metazoa, Arthropoda, Insecta, Hymenoptera, Formicidae. The transcript has 8 exons. Gene Ontology annotation, biological process: potassium ion transmembrane transport. The record is from RefSeq and is a predicted model, not a curated record. Bases 499 to 1326 code for a protein of 275 amino acids. Gene Ontology annotation, cellular component: membrane.